AUGGGCCAAGGUCUGAGCAUCAAAAAAUGUGAUUUUAAGAUCACAAAGAACAACAGUAACCACCACACAGAAGAAAUCAGCACUAAAAGGCUUAUGGUGAGGCGGGGACAGCCAUUCACUGUCACCGUGAGCUUCUCAGCUCCAAUACACAGCUACCUGCAGCAGCUGAAGAGGACCUUCCUCAUAGUACAGACAGGACCGCAUCCUUCCAAAGCAGAUGGAACUCAGACGGAAUUUCCCAUCUCCAGCCUGGGAGACCAGACGCAGUGGAGCGCAGCACUGGAAGAACAGGACCCGUGCUUCUGGACCAUCUCUGUGAACGCACCCGCCAACGCCCCCAUCGGCCAAUAUGCUCUGCUUUUACACACCUCCAAGUCUUACUGUCUCCUGGGCAACUUCACCCUUCUCUUUAAUCCCUGGUGCCAAGAUGAUGAGGUGUUCUUGGCUAAUGAGGCACAGCGGCAGGAGUACAUUUUAAACCAAGAGGGUGUCAUCUACUGGGGGACUGAAAAUGAAGUCCUAGCACAACCCUGGGAUUUCAGUCAGUUUGAGGAAGAUAUUGUUGACAUCUGCUUCACACUGCUGGAUGUCGGUGAACACCAUCAACGACACAAGGAUCACACCCAGCGCAAGAGUCCUAUUUACAUCUGCCGCAUAGUUGCUGCCAUGCUAAACUGCAAUGAGUUCAGAGGAAUCCUCACAGAAUAUGGGACCGGCCAACACUACAAUGGGACAUCCCCUUCUAAGUGGCUGGGAAGCAUCCCCAUACUCCAGCAGUGGGUUUCAUCGCAAUGCAAGCCUGUCCGCUACGGGCAGUGCUGGGUGUUCGCUGCAGUGAUGUGUUCAGUUCUGAGGUGCCUGGGAAUUCCUACCAGAGUGGUCACAGGUUUUACGUGGGCUCACAACACUAACAGCAGCCUGAGUGUGGAUGAGUAUUACGAUGAAGAUGGGACACUGCUUACACAAGACAAGAGUGCCCGUGUCUGGACCUUCCACGCUUGGAACGAAUGCUGGAUGGCUCGAGCAGACUUGCUACCAGAGUACAGCGGGUGGCAGGCACUGGAUGCCACCUGCCAGAAAAAAAGCAAAGGUCCAUCCUUCUGCGGGCCAGCCCCUGUUCAGGCCAUCAAGGAAGGGGACACGGAAGUUGAUUAUGAUGUCUGCUACUUCUUUGCUGCCAUCAAUGCCAAGUGCCAGGUCUGGAUACAAAAAGCAGAUGACACUCUCAAGCCAGCUCUCGGUAGCACAAAGUACACUGGCAACAACAUCAGCACCAAGAGUGUGGGCAGUGAACGCUGUGAGGAUAUCACACAAAACUACAAGUAUCCUGAAGGUUCUCUUCAGGAAAGAGUAGCACUUGACAAAGCCUACAGAAAGAUAAAGAAACUUGAGACAACCAGCAGCAGCACUGAACCGCAGCUUAGCUCCAUUCCUGCUACCCUUGAAGAGCCAGUUAACCUUUUCAUCCACCUCCAGUCCAAGAGUUCUCUGCUACUGGGUCAAGAUUUUCCGCUUUCCAUUGACGUGUUUAACCACAGUGGUGGAGAAAAAGCUACUCACCUGGUAAUUGGGGCCCAGGCUCUACAUUAUAAUGGCGUGCCCAUUACCCAACUUUGGAAGGAAGAGUUUAAUUUUAUCCUCAAAACCAAUGAAGCUAAAAACCUGCAAGUCUUCGUGCCUUACUCACGGUACAGAGAAGAGUUGGGAGAGAACCGUCUGCUUAGGCUGACCGCCAUGCUGAGAGAUGAGGACUCCUUCUACAUAUACUUUGCACAGGAAGAGAUCAGCAUUUGUGAUCCCCCUCUCACUAUUGAGUUUCCAGAAAACAUGGUACAGUAUCAGCCAAGCACAGCAAAGAUCAGCCUCCUGAAUCCUCUCACUGAACCCUUGGAGAAGUGUGUUAUAGUGGUUGCAGGGCGAGGGCUCAUUUACAGACAAAGGAAGUACAGGUUAGGUCCUGUGCCACCUAAAAGCACCCAACAGCUGCAAAUCCCAUUCACCCCCACGCAAGCAGGGCCCCGGAGACUCACUGCACAUCUUACCUGUCGUCAACUCCAGAACCUGAAGAGCUACAAAACUAUCGACAUUGCAACUGCCUGA
Molecule: messenger RNA, 2100 nt
Organism: Mesitornis unicolor (brown roatelo)
Lineage: Eukaryota; Metazoa; Chordata; Aves; Mesitornithiformes; Mesitornithidae
Gene: EPB42
Product: erythrocyte membrane protein band 4.2
Exons: 13
Coding region: 1-2100 (699 amino acids)
Biological process (GO): peptide cross-linking
Molecular function (GO): protein-glutamine gamma-glutamyltransferase activity
Source: RefSeq, a predicted model, not a curated record